AAACAAUAAGCCACACUCCUCAGCCACAGCCACAGCCAACGUCAGCUUCCCCUUGGAUCUUGUUCCAUCUGUCCAAACAUUCAGGGGACGAAACGCUUCCAUUCUUCUCCUCAUACGCUUCUCAAACCAUUUUCACAGUUCGAAGUCGGAUCUGGUCAAGCUCCUGCCGUUAAAAUUUUGUCCCUUCACAGGCCGGCUUGCCUCGAUCCUCUCCUCGAUCCCCGCUACUAUUCUGCCUACUUUGUCUUAUGACCUGCACUGCUUGAACCCCACCUGAGGCUUCAUACCUCAUUGAAAGCUACCAAUCCGAUAAAAAUGGCUUCUCUCAACCUUUCUACAAAUGGCGCGUCUAUCUCAAGGAGCUACCAAUCGGUGGUCAAUGCCCCGCCUCCGUCGGGAACGUCUGCCAACUCGCCAACCUACGGAGUUUGGGCUCUAUUUUCAGUCUCUGCUCCGCUCGUGAAUGCCUUCCAGCCGAAUGCUGGUGGAAAGGAAAGUGUUUUGAAAGUCCAAACAUCUGGUGAUGGCGAGCUGGCGGAUUUGAUUGAAGAAUUCUCCGAUGGUAAAGUCCAAUUUGCGUUCGUCAAAGUCCGGGAUCCCAAUACCGGCCUUCCAAAGAACGUUCUGAUUGCGUGGUGCGGAGAGGGUGUCCCCGAGCGGACCAAAGGAUACUUUACCAGUCAUUUGGCAGCUGUAUCCAAACUUCUUCAUGGAUAUCAUGUCCAGAUCACUGCUCGUUCUGCGGACCAUCUAUCCCCAGAGGGCAUAAUUCAGAAGGUUGCAGACUCCUCGGGCUCAAAAUACUCCUCAAACCUAGAAUCACAGCCAUCUGCACCAUCCAGCGUCCCCCCACCACACCCACCCAAGCCCAGUCAAGCGUAUACACCUACCCGAGUUGGCGGUUCCGCACCUGGGUUCAAUCCUCUUGCCGGGUCUCGGCCGUCCAAACCUGCUAACACCGAUGAGGAUGGAUGGGGUGAGGAUGCGCCACCUGUAACUCGAACUCAAUUGGAAAAGGUUGAGUCGGCAUACAAACCUACAAAGGUCAAUAUGAGAGAGCUCACCUCGCAAAAGCCUGAGCCGUCCCGGUUUUCGGCAGAACGGGAAGAGAGCGGCUCCGGCGCAAGCGAUGUCGUCAGGGGCGGCUACCAGCCUGUUGGUAAAGUCGACAUUGCUGCCAUCCGUCGGCAGGCGCAAGAAUCUGGAAACCUCUCCGAUGAUCGCCCUACUGCCGUCAAGGGCUCCUAUGAGCCUGUCGGUAAAGUAGACAUUGCAGCGAUUAGGGCAAAGGCUCAGCCACCGUCCGAGGAUGCUCCUUCUCUCCCAAGCGCACCUCCUGCUUCCAGCGCAGAACCCCCGCAAUCCAAAUCUAUUGCUGAUCGGUCAGCUGCGUUCUCGACUUCAGAGCGUCUAACUUCUUUGCCGAAACCCAAAGUGUCUAAUAGAUUUGGCGGCGCUGCCGGCACAUUCACAGGAACAAAGGCACCUGCACCGGUUGCAGCGAAGCCUGCGGCAGCAACAGCUGGUGCUCCCGCUGUCGGAGCUGCGAGUCGAGCCUUUGCCGAUGAAGGUGGUAAAACACCUUCACAGAUCUGGGCCGAGAAAAAGGCACGACAGCGUGCCGCUAGUGGAGCCGCUGACACUCAACCUUCGCCCUCUUACGGUGUACCAGCAUCUCCAUUGACCAGUCAGCCUUCUGGAGGAGAGUGGAAGAGUGGCUAUACCGGAAAGUCAUGGGCCCCCGUCCAGACAACCCACACCGGCAAGUCUGGGAGUAGCCUUGGACAGCAGCGUACCGGCCAGGACAAUGAAGAAGAGGAGCCAGAGGCACCCACGGCCCCUACUGCGGGUAUCGGCUCUCUCAAAGAUCGAUUCCAAGGCGCGCCGCCCAUGGGCGCCCCUGCGCUACCCAAGCAGCCUCCGAGAGAAGAAGAGCCUGCCGCGCCGAGUCCGCCACCGCUUGAGGCGUCAACCAAGCCUAAUGCAGGCGCUGCACGAGGCAUUCCAAUUCCGGGCCUGCCCACACGGGCGCCUGAGCCCGAACACGAGCCUGAGUAUGAGCCUGAGCCGGAGCCUGAACCUGAGCCGGAACCGGCACCACCUGCUCCUCAGGCUGCACCGCGGUUGCCGACCCCGCCACCGCAGCCACGCAGCCCUUCACCUCCCACGCCUCCAAUCAUGCGGUCUGGUUCUCCGAUCCAGAUUGCCAUGCCCGUUGGCCGCGGUAAGGCCGCAGAAAUUGAGCCCCCGGCCGAGCGCUUCUCCCCACCUCCCGUUCCAACCGAGUCUCUCGCCAAAGUUGUUCCGCAUGAGGAAGAGCUCACCGAAGAGCCCGAACACCACGACACGGCUCGCGAAGCCGGUGCUGUUGCUGCAGAAGCUACCUUUGGCCACGAGGCAGCCGCUGGCCCCGGCCCCGGCGCUCACGUAGGCGGCAAGCGUGCGCUGAUUCAAUACGACUACGAAAAGGCCGAAGACAAUGAAAUCGAUCUCGUCGAGAGCCAGUACGUUACAAACAUUGAAAUGAUUGACGAAGACUGGUGGAUGGGACAAAACGAAAAGGGCGAAACGGGAUUGUUCCCCAGCAAUUACGUCGAAGUUCUCGAGGACGAUGAAGCCGAGCAUGCUGCUGGCGGUGCUUCUCAUGCCUCUGUGCCCGAACCACCUCACCCUUUUCCUGCGGCCGAAGCCGCGCCUCCAGCCGGCCCUGCCCCAGGCGCCGUGGGCUCUACUCAGCACGGCGCCACCGCCCUAGCAAUGUACGACUAUGAAGCAGCAGAGGACAAUGAGCUUUCUUUCCCUGACGGCGCCAAGAUUACCAAUGUCGAGUUCCCCGACGACGACUGGUGGUUUGGCGAGUACAAUGGCAAAUCUGGUCUCUUCCCUGCCAAUUAUGUCCAGAUUGAGGAGUAAAACCGUCCUCUGCGGCACGUCGCUGUUAUUUGCUUUUUUUUCCCCCCUUUUUCCUUGUAGGAUGAUUGAAUCAAUUUCUACACUGUUUCUAUAUUUGCUUUACUUCUGUACUUGCUCUCGGUCUCAUCUCGUCAGUGAUCCCGCCUGAUCGCUUUUUCUUUUUCUUUUUUGUUUUCCUUGCGAGCGUGAUGGCCUGCGCUUCCAAUGCCAAAAUGAAAAGAAUUGCUCCGUCUAGUUUUAUUUUUAUCUAUUUAUUUUUUAUUCCUUUUUUUACAUUUGUGAAUCGCUGGACUGUAUUUUACUUUAUAUGCUGCUCAUAGUGUAAAGUCGUAAAGUUGAAUGCCCAUUUUGAAAUGUUCAAAUUACUUGUUACUUGGUCCAAUGAAACAUUGCUUGGUCAAGCAUCGUGGCGUGAAUUGUGCAUUGUGCUGUGCUGUGGGGUUUU
Molecule: messenger RNA, 3358 nt
Organism: Xylona heveae TC161
Lineage: Eukaryota; Fungi; Ascomycota; Xylonomycetes; Xylonales; Xylonaceae
Exons: 5
Coding region: 316-2913 (865 amino acids)
Biological process (GO): regulation of actin filament polymerization
Cellular component (GO): site of polarized growth; actin filament; plasma membrane
Molecular function (GO): actin filament binding
Source: RefSeq, a predicted model, not a curated record